Molecule: messenger RNA, 3123 nt
Organism: Peromyscus eremicus (cactus mouse)
Lineage: Eukaryota; Metazoa; Chordata; Mammalia; Rodentia; Cricetidae
Gene: Wdr48
Product: WD repeat domain 48
Exons: 17
Coding region: 74-1837 (587 amino acids)
Biological process (GO): protein deubiquitination; double-strand break repair via homologous recombination
Molecular function (GO): ubiquitin binding
Source: RefSeq, a predicted model, not a curated record
CCUCUCGAGCGGUCGCGGGGAACCGCCGUCCGGGGGAACCGCCGUCCCGGGGCACCGGGCCUGCGGCGGCGUCAUGGGCCUACUGCCCGCUCACCUGCCUCUGCUCUCGGCCGCCUUCCUCCGGAGCGGCCGCGACCCGGCGGCGGAGGCCACGCGGCGCCCGCGGGUUUCCUAUGUGAUUCGAGAUGAAGUGGAGAAGUACAAUCGGAAUGGAGUCAAUGCCCUGCAGCUGGACCCAGCGCUCAACAGACUCUUCACAGCGGGCCGAGACUCCAUCAUAAGAAUAUGGAGUGUCAGUCAGCACAAGCAAGACCCAUACAUAGCAUCUAUGGAGCACCACACAGACUGGGUGAAUGAUGUCGUGCUCUGCUGCAAUGGGAAAACGUUAAUAUCUGCUUCCUCUGACACAACAGUCAAAGUAUGGAACGCACACAAAGGGUUCUGCAUGUCCACACUCAGGACACAUAAGGAUUAUGUAAAGGCCUUAGCAUAUGCCAAGGAUAAAGAGCUGGUAGCAUCGGCUGGGUUGGACAGACAAAUAUUCCUUUGGGAUGUGAAUACUCUAACAGCAUUGACUGCCUCAAAUAACACUGUCACAACUUCUUCUUUAAGUGGGAACAAAGAUUCUAUUUAUAGCCUGGCCAUGAACCAACUGGGAACAAUCAUUGUAUCAGGGUCCACUGAGAAGGUUCUAAGAGUGUGGGAUCCAAGAACCUGUGCAAAACUCAUGAAGCUGAAAGGGCACACGGACAACGUGAAGGCUCUGCUGCUGAACAGGGAUGGCACACAGUGCCUCUCUGGGAGUUCUGAUGGGACAAUUCGCCUGUGGUCCCUUGGCCAGCAGAGAUGUAUAGCAACAUACCGAGUCCACGAUGAAGGCGUUUGGGCCCUACAAGUCAACGAUGCCUUCACACAUGUAUAUUCUGGAGGAAGAGACAGGAAGAUUUAUUGCACAGACCUAAGAAACCCUGACAUUCGGGUGCUGAUUUGUGAAGAAAAAGCACCAGUUCUCAAGAUGGAGCUUGACAGAUCAGCAGAUCCCCCUCCUGCAAUCUGGGUUGCAACAACAAAGUCCACAGUAAAUAAGUGGACACUGAAAGGAAUUCAUAAUUUCCGAGCCUCUGGUGAUUAUGACAAUGACUGUACGAAUCCCAUAACACCCCUCUGCACACAGCCCGACCAGGUUAUUAAAGGGGGCGCUAGUAUCAUUCAGUGCCACAUCCUUAAUGAUAAGAGACAUAUAUUAACCAAAGAUACAAAUAACAAUGUGGCAUAUUGGGACGUGUUGAAGGCGUGCAAAGUGGAAGAUUUGGGCAAAGUGGACUUUGAAGACGAAAUUAAGAAAAGAUUUAAAAUGGUGUAUGUUCCAAAUUGGUUCUCAGUAGAUCUAAAAACAGGGAUGCUGACGAUUACUCUGGAUGAAAGUGACUGCUUUGCUGCCUGGGUGUCUGCGAAGGAUGCUGGCUUCAGCAGUCCCGACGGGUCAGACCCAAAAUUGAACUUAGGAGGACUUCUACUACAGGCACUUCUGGAAUACUGGCCGAGAACACAUGUGACUCCCAUGGAUGAAGAAGAGAAUGAAGUGAACCAUGUGAGUGGGGAGCAAGAGAGCAGAGUCCAGAAGGGAAAUGGGUAUUUCCAAGUGCCCCCCCACACCCCUGUGAUCUUUGGUGAAGCUGGAGGUCGCACAUUGUUCAGGCUGCUCUGCCGGGAUUCCGGGGGUGAGACUGAGGCGAUGCUUCUCAAUGAGACGGUACCACAAUGGGUAAUUGACAUCACUGUGGAUGAUAAAUUCCUAGAAGUGGAAUUGCUGGAUCAAAGGGUAUGCACAUUUUAAAUUUUGAUAAUGCCAAAUUGCCCUUCACAAAGGCAAUUUACUUCUGAACCAACAGUGUAUGAAUGCCCAGUUCCCACAGCCACACCCACACUGGACACUUCGCCUUUGCUGCAUGAUAGGCAGACACUGUCUGAUGACUUUGAUGUGGAAUUUUCUUUACUCAUGGUGAGGUUAAGCGUCUUUUCAUACUGGCCUUGGUCUCUAUCACCUGCCUGCUGGUGUGCUUGCCGAUCCUCUAUGGCUCGUUCGUCUCACUGACUUGUAGGUGGCCUUCUGUUCCUAUUAACCUGACUCCUCCUCUGUGCCUUCAUUAAACGUUUACUUUGUUCGAGGUUCUUUCCCAGGUAUAAUCAAUUGCUCUUUCAUGGUCUGAGUCCAUGUUUUGUUAGGGCUCCUAACCCAGAAUGGGGGUGGGCCAAGCCUCCUUGGCUGACUGAGCUUUUCCUACUUUGUCAUUUUCUUGCCUGCCCCUUUAAUCUGUUAUUUCUUCUUGUGUUUGGUGUGAGGUGAGACUCUAACUUUCUCCAGAGAACUAAGCAGUGUGCUCGUGUAGCCUCUGGAGUCUGACCUGUCUCUACUAAUCUGAAAUGCUGUCUUUACUGUGCACCAAAUUCCUGUAGACACUUUCUUAUGUCCUCUUGACUAGUUUGUGUAUUCCUAAAGCCAUAUGAAAAGGGAUUUAAUCUCUUAAAGCUUUAGAAAAUUUGUUCCCUACCCCAGAUACACCACCCCAAGAACUUAGAGCCAAUGUGACACCUGGUGGGUAUUCCGUGGCCUUCCUUGUCCAAGCUUCCCAUAAACCACUGCUUCCUUUUGAGUGUAGAACUCUCCCAGAUGCAUUACUGAGAAAGCUGACCAGAUGAUUUCAGUUGUGUUUGAGAACAGGGAUUUUCUUCAUGGUAGACCUCCCUCUGCUAGAGGGAGGUAGGAGGAGAGCCUAAUGCCUCUCCGCUGGGGGAUGGUCCACCCAGGCUCCAGGGCUCUCCAGACACUCAGGCUUCUUUCUGGUUAGGCCCUUAGUCAUCAGCACCAGUGUUCUGGUUUAUACAGCUUUCAAAUGUUAGGUUUGUUCUCUUGUAAUGCCUUGUACAACAAUUUCAGAAAAGCCAUGCCACAAAGACUAUUUUUGGCACUGAUAUUACAUAUAAUUUGUCUUCAUCUAUUCUUAUUAUAAACUAAACAUCAUAUUUGCUGAUAAAUUUUCUCAAGGCACACUUCAGUUGAUAACUUACUAUAAAUUACAUUAAAAGUCAUUUGAUUGUAAAAAUAGUUAUUUGCAAAUCAUG